Phyllostomus hastatus (greater spear-nosed bat) is the source of this 7248-nucleotide messenger RNA. It is a transcript of the gene DENND11, whose product is annotated as DENN domain containing 11. The record is from RefSeq and is a predicted model, not a curated record. Gene Ontology annotation, cellular component: cytoplasm. Lineage: Eukaryota; Metazoa; Chordata; Mammalia; Chiroptera; Phyllostomidae.
CGCACGGGGCAGGUGCGGGCCUCGGGCGGCGGGAGCGCGGGGCUCCAGGGGCCGGCCCGCCAGGCGAGUUCCGCAGCCCGCCCCGGCGCCCGCCCCUCGCCGCCCGCGGCUCCUCCUCGCUUCGCCAUGGUGGAGCGAGGCGACGCGGCGCCGCUGCUGCGCUGGGCCGAGGGCCCCGCCGUCUCCCCGCCGCAGGCCCCGGAGCUGCAGGCUGGAGGCCGGGGCUGGGGCGGCGGCGGGGGCGGCCGGGUGGCCGCGGAGCCGCGGAGGAGGCGGGAGACCGAGGAGCUGGGUGCCUCCGAGGUGCUGCUGCAGCCCGGGCGCCUGGAGCUGGGCGACGUGGAGGAGGACCAGGUGGUGGCCGUGUUCGUGGUCACCUUCGAUCCCCGCUCGGGAAACAUGGUGGAAUGGUGUUUACCUCAAGACAUUGACCUCGAGGGCGUGGAGUUCAAGUCUAUGGCCAGCGGGUCCCAUAAAAUCCAGUCUGAUUUCAUCUAUUUCCGGAAGGGGCCCUUCUUCGGCCUGGCCUGCUUCGCCAACAUGCCCGUGGAGAGCGAGCUGGAGCGUGGGGCGCGCAUGAAGUCUGUGGGCAUCCUGUCUCCGUCCUACACGCUGCUUUACCGGUACAUGCACUUCCUGGAGAACCAGGUUCGGCACCAGCUGGAGACGCCGGGGCACUACUCCCAUCUGGCUGCCUUCUACGAGGACAAGAAGGGGGUGCUCCGUGCAGGUCCCGGGGGAGGUGGCAGCCUGCCCCCCGUCUACUGGCUGCCAUCCAUCCACCGGUACAUGUACCCUGAGAUGAAGAUCACACACCCAGCUGGCUGCAUGUCUCAGUUCAUUAAGUUCUUUGGAGAGCAGAUCCUCAUCCUCUGGAAAUUCGCCUUACUUCGAAAGCGCAUUUUGAUAUUUUCUCCCCCUCCUGUGGGCGUCGUGUGCUACCGAGUGUACUGCUGCUGCUGCCUGGCCAACGUCUCGCUGCCCGGCAUCGGGGGCACCAUCCCCGAGUCCAAGCCUUUCUUCUACGUGAACGUGGCCGACAUCGAGAGCCUGGAGGUGGAGGUGUCCUAUGUGGCCUGCACCACGGAGAAGAUCUUCGAGGAGAAGCGGGAGCUGUACGACGUCUACGUGGACAACCAGAACGUGAAGACGCACCACGACCACCUGCAGCCCCUGCUGAAGAUCAACAGUGCCGACCGGGAGAAGUACCGGCGGCUCAACGAGCAGAGGCAGACGCUGCUGUACUCCCAGGAGGUGGAGGAGGACUACAGCCCGUGUGAAGAGGACCUCUUCGUGCUGUUUUUCCUGGAGCAAAACAACCGGAUAUUCCAGACCCUGCUGGAGGUGUCCGCCAGUCAGGACAAGACGCUGACCGCCGAGCACGCCCGGGGCAUGGGCCUGGACCCCCAGGGGGACCGCAGCUUCCUCAUGGACCUGCUGGAGGCCUACGGCAUCGACGUCAUGCUGGUCAUCGACAACCCCUGCUGCCCGUAGGACGGGCGGGCCGGACCGGUGAGCCGCUGUCACGCGGGACUGCAGCCCAGGCCCGGGGCGCUCGGUUUUUACUAAGUGGACACCAAGGAAUCCUGUGUAUACUUCCCAUCAGAUGUACUUGUGGCGGUCUCUGUUCUUCCCGUGCUCCGGACAGGUAGGGUGAGAGGUGGCGGCUAUGGUUCCGUGUCCUGCUUCACGGGACUCGGGAACCGGCCACGUCCCGCGGAGUCUGCCUGGUUGGGUCUUCGGCGUCCUCAUCGACGUUUCUUCUCUCACCUCCUCCCCCCGAGUGACCUGAGGUGCGGCGGAGGCCCCAGGUCGCUCGCUGGGAGUGGCUGAGCUCUGGGAACACUGGGGUGGGCUGUUCAGGCAGCCUGCGUGGCCUGCGUCCCCCGACGUACUCAAGAAUGGGACCGCCGCCUUGCCAGGGCGGCUCGAUGGCAGAAGCCAGACCAUGACCGUACAAGGUUUUCAUCGGUUCUGGGAGUCCCGUCUUGGGAUCAGAUCCAUUUUCCUGUUCAUUGGGACACGUCUGUGUCUUCGUGUGAGGAGAGACCUCAAGGUGGGACAAGGGGGUGUCUCCGACACCAAGUACGAGCUUCCCCAAGGGCCGGAUGACACGGAGGGGCUGCCUGUCAGUCAGCUGAUGGCUGAAGUUGCAGCGUGAAGCCCUGAGACUGGCCUCCAGGUCGCUGGCGGCCGCUCCGUGUGCUGUCCCUCUUUCCCAGAGUCCCCGCCUCCUGGGAUGGGUUGGCUGACUGCUGAGGGCCAGCACUGGCCCUGGAGCUUCUGAGCAAAUUCAUUUUCCAGAUGCGUCUCCUUUAAGGGCUAGCCAUGCUCUUGGAAUCCUUGGGGGGUUUCUGAAGAGCGGCAUCUGUUGCCACCGAAGAUGAGGAAUUGGGGUGCAGGGCAGAGGAGGUGUUUCUCCAUCUGGGUGAGCCCUCGGGAGGUGUUACUAGCAGAGCCUCGGGGUGACCGCCGAGUCCCUGAUGCUGUAAUUUAGCGAAGAGCUCUGAGUGCGCUGACGGGACCGAGCGCCAGCUCAGCGCAGGCCCGCACGCACCUCUCCUCGGCAGCGAGGGCGUUCCUUGAGCUGGGCGCCUGGGCCAGAGACCCAGCAGGUCUGCCAGAGAGCAACUGUGACAGUGCCUUCACCCAGGAAGUGGUUGGGAACCCCCCAGCGACAGGGACCAGAGUCUGCUUUCCCCCAAAAGGUGGUGGCCCGGCCAGCUCCCCACAGGCCCCGCCUGUUCCCUCCGGCUGGGCGAUCGCUGGAGGUCAGGGCAGGGGAGACGGCGCACAGGGAGCCAUCACUUAGGAUUUGGACUUGGGGCGCGAGGCUGUUGCUGACAGAGAACUCCUCCCCCCACCCUUCCUGCCCAGUGGUCCCCGGAGCAGCCGUCACUGUACCCAGGUCCCUGAGCACGCUCCUGCCAGGCCACCGGGCGCAGCAGAGGGGUCACUUUCGAACGGGCCGAUCCCAUGUCUGAUCUCAGAGACCAGCCUUGUGGGGCUUGCUGUUUUACUCAGAAGCACUUCCACGGUAGCCCCAUAGCACGGACUUCAGGACUUCGGAAGGUCACGUGUGGAACUGCACGGAGACACGGAUUCCAUAGCAGGUCCAGCCGCUGGAGUGUAAGCCGUGCCACCGAUCCGCUCUGUCCCCUGCGGGGCGGCGCAGCGCCCCGUCAGUGACACGCUGGUUUACAAAAGAAGAUCUGUGUGUCGAGGCCGAGGCUUCACCGCGCUCUGCCUGGACAAGGAAGCUCCUCCUCCUGCCUCUCAGAGCGGCCUUCCUUAGGGGGCCGGGUCCGGGCUGCCGGGGGUGGUGUCCGAGAGGUUCCAGGGUUUCCGACGUGGGUGGGGUGGGUGGUCAGAGCAGGUAGGGGUGAGAGGGUGGGUCGGGUUCUCUCGGGGGAUGCAGGCCGACCCCCCUGCUGCGGAAUCGGGAAGUCUGGCGGGAGAACUCUCUGUUGAAGCUCUCCUGCUGUGGUCUGUCUGCGUGCGGACGCAUCGCUCCUGUGGCGGUGUGACCCGGCGCUCGCAAGUGCUGCGGUGCAGGCCGUGGGGUGAAAAUGGGCUUCCUGUGGUUCCCCUUGAAUCGUGGGCUCCUCUGAACUCCACACCGUUGCAGGCAGCCAUCUGUCUGGCAUGUCCGUGCGUCCACCCUCACCCAUGUGCAGAGGGCCGGGGUCCAGGUGCCCUGGUGGGGAACGCACGCCCAAAGCAGAACACACGUGCCCCCACCCUGUGCUCCGUCCCUGCACUGCAGCCUCCUCGUGAGGCCCGCAGCCCAGCGUGACGCCCCCUCCGCCUGGCUGCCCAGACUGCCCGCUGGCUCUGUGGUGACCUUUGUCCGGGUUUGUCCACUCCCGAGUGCUUCUUGCCUUGACUGAGAGACGGAGGUCGCCUUUGAAGGCUGCCUCUGUACCCGACGCUCCCAUCCCCCAGCCUUCUCCCCACAGCCCCAGGGGGGCAGCCCAGCCCAGCCCAGCCCAGCAUCGCUGGCCGCAGGUUUUCUAGAAGGGGAAGAAGUGUGCGAGGUGCCAGGCAGGAGUCCCUUCGGGGUGACAGCAGAAGCUGGCAGCCACGCGGAUGUGGUUUCCUGUCACUGUUGAAAUGCGUUCUGAGAAACCAUCCGCUGUGGUUUGGGAGGUGCUGGUGAGCAUCCUUUGAGAUCUUACCUUCUGGUCCGUAAGCUCUGAAGGGCCAGCGAUGAUGACUGUGAGCACUGCCCUCCUGGAAGGGGCUGGAGACCUCCCGAGGGGUGUGGUCUCCUGACCGAGGGGUGUUGCUGGAGCACACCCCCACCUGCCCCAGCUGCUGGGUGCCCCUGGGGGAUUUCAGCCUGCUCCAGUGCCCUGCGGGGGGCUGUGUGCCCACCUGGGAACACUGCCCACCUGACCCCUGGGCUGCCCUCUGGUCCUGAGGCCAUGCUGGAAGAAGGUCUGGUGGCAGGAGCCCUUGGGAGGCUUGGAAUCCAGCCCUGGGGCCUCCUGAUGGUAGAGUGGGUUUUGCCAAGUUUGUCGGCUGGGCAGAUGGUAGCGUUCAGCCUUUUUGUCAAUGUCUGCGGGUCUUCUAGCUUGGGACUCUUCCUUUGGAAGGAGUCUGAAACAGUAGGGCUUCUCUCCUGCCGAUUAGCACCAAGUUCUUGGUUGAGAGUUAGCUUUGGCUUUCAUCAAGCGUGGAGCUCUGCUGAGGCCGCGGGGGGGGGGGGGGGGCGGUUCUGGUCCAGCGAGGGCGUCGCAGGUGGGGCGCCGAGUGCCCUGGGGACUGUGCUGGCCGGGAACCGGGAGGAGUGUGCCUCCACACCCGUCAUCCAUUGUGGCACCUCGUCUUCCGUUCGGCCGGGGAAGGGAUGGGACUCACCGAGGUGUUGGUGGAAAUCAUUUAUCACAGGAAUCUGCAUCUGUAGCUUAACCUUGUUUUUGUCCGCGGGAAUGAAGGUGGGAAUUGAACUGUAGCACCGGGUGCAGAUAGUUCUAAAUACCACCUGGGAAGAUUCAUUCAUCAGUGUAACAACCUGUGAUCUUUUAGCGAGAAGAUAAAGAUCAAUUAAAUCCUAGCCGAGCGGCUGCUUUUCCUCCCAGUGGCAGCAAGGACGAACCGGCUAUUUGUCUUGAUACACUGAAAGCCCUUCAAACACAAUAAAAAGAUGAGAUUAUUCACCUUUAAACUGAGGCCUUUGGGGAACCUUUUGCAAAGGGCAGUAAAGAAUUAACCUUUUAGUGGUAGUACAGGAACACUCUGGGUAGAGGCUGGGACCUCAGGGACCGUUUUUUUUGUUGUUGUUUUUGUUUUUGUUUUUGUUUUCUGAUGAAACCGCGUGGCCCAGGGAAUGGAUUCCAGAUGCUUUCUCCAGUCCCGGAGCAGCUCAUCCUUGCAGGGGUGAAGGAGGGAGGGGAAAUCAGAAGACAGCGUUCUGACGGGCCGUGAACUUGCCUUAGUGUUGAUGACGGUUCUGAAAGAGCAAGACGGUUCACCUGGGGACCAGCAUGCACGCCCAGCUUCAUCUCCCCAUGAGGUUCCUCCCUGGUGGGUUGCGAAUCCAAGAGAAGUCCAGGCCGCAGCUUCCCCCCUGCCCUUCUCUGCUCUUAGUGUGCUGGUGGCUGGGGUGUGUGGGGACCCUGGGACCGGAGGACAGGAACGGCCCUUUCUGAUUCAGGUAGGGGAAGACAAGGAGGCACAGGCUCCUUUUACUCCCAAGUCAUGGACUUUUAAUAUUCCACUUGUGUUACUAAUAUACCUCCGUUCCCAGGAGCUGUUGGAGCGCAGAGCGGCAUGGGAAAAGGCUAACUGUGAAUCCAGUUCAUGUUUUUCUUAUAAGAAAUGGAAGUUUAUUUUUGUAUCAUUAUUACUGUGUGAUAAAAUGAGUAUGCAGAUCUUGAAAUGGAAAGAAAUUUCCAAGCUGUAAUUUUAGGAGAAAUGGGCAGUUUUGGAAUUGGGAAGCAACUGAGACCCCCAUAAAAGUUUUACAACUUAAAUGUUCUGGAGAGUGAACAAAGACUGUGAAAUCACAAUAGCAUUCUCUAGGAGACGCACUUGACCCUCCUAGGGAGGACGACGUCGCGUCCCCAACCUUAAGUGAGACUCUCGUACAGAAGGGGGCAGGUGCGAGAAGUAGUUUUAUAACUGGCACUUUGGUUCACUUUUGGAGUUGGAAAACGGGUGGCUGGAUGAAGCUGCCCAUUCAGAAAAGAAAUCAGAAAUUUCCAGUGCUAAUGAAUCUGUAAGUAAUGAUGGAGAAGGUAAGCUCUCCUUCAUGUCUUUAGUUUAUUCUAGAAGCUCAGCACAGCACGGCCUCUCAGAGGUAGCAGGAUCUAAAUUCAGAAGUUGGCUGAAUCACUGUAACAGGCGGUUAGUGGGACCACGUUUGCUGUGGAAUGCGCGUCUGGACUGAGGAUCCACGUACCUGCUUCCUGAGGAUUUCUGAGGACGGUUGGGGAUGCAAGGGGUGGGGUAGGGCAUGAUUAUAAAUUGGCCAGAGACCCAAAGAAGGAAACUCUACCCAGAGGGCAGUGAGCUGAUUGCUGAUUUUCUUCACGUGAGAGGGAAAACGUCCUCUGGGAGAAUUGAGACAAAAGCAUUAAAGAGUUUCGGAGGUGGCGGCGGGGAGAGUUUCAGUCCAGGGAGCCGCUAAAGCCACGGUGAGGGGAGGUGCAGGUCCUGGGCGUUCGGGCAGACAGGGUAGGAGGGGACGUGAGGGGACAGAGCACAGGGGAACGGAAUCAACUUCCUUCCUUACCCCACGCUGGCCAGCUACACUUUUCGUGGGUCUGGGAACUAAGCCUUUUCUGAAAAGAAACAGCGUCAGCUGUGGAACAAAGGUUUCCCUGUAUUUCCAAGUCAGGAAAAGCAUCGCGUCGAGGUCGCCUUAAAUGUCACGCCUCUGUUGUGACUGAUGCCCCGGUGUCGGAGUUCGAGCAAUAAGAGAAACGGAAUCUAUUUUUGUUUCCAGUCCUUACCUCACAUUACGAAACCAGUGUCAGCUGAUAGGGUUUACCCCGAGUGCUAGUGCUCGCAAGCGUGUUAGUCUCGCUCUGUGUUCCACGGCGACAGCGCCAAAGGCCUCAAGCUGGGGUGAGCCUGAGUUUCCGAGUGGAUGUUUCUCGCGGCGAUUCUGUCCCGUGGCGCCAGCACCAUCUGUGUACAUCGUGUCUGUAUAUACCCGAACCCAGCUGUGUGCAGAGGGGCGGAGAUAACUAUAUUUACAGACGACACUUUUUACAAUUAAAAUUCACAUUUUAACAUGAA